GCGUGACUAGAGUUGUGUAUAGUAUGAAGGGAAGCAGCGGUGAGAUGAUGUUCUAUGCUGGGAGUGCGAGGCUGUGCGGAUGACCAAGCCCAAAAGGCGCAAGUCACUAGCCACCGGCCACGCUCUACCCGGCCAUGCGGCUCCCGGCGUUAUAGUUCAUACCAACUCUCGUCAGCUCUGCAUCAGCACCAGCCUCAACACCAGACCGGGGUGCACGCCAAUUUCUUGGUACGCCGUCCGCCUAGAAGACAUGUACACACUACGCACGGAAAGAUACGGAUCCGAACCUUCAUUGCCUCGCCCGUCAGCGCGUUUGCGAAGCUCAAACCCGACGUUCUCUCCCUGUGACCAAAUCUCGCAUGGUGCGACCGGAUGCUUAUUCCUUGCAAUCAUUAGGAAUUGUAACUCCAGCGUCGCCACAACGGCCGAGCGGUAUACUCUCCGGAGGCCCAAGUCAUCCUUGUCACAGGAAGGUUCCUUACUACUAUCCAUCCGUGCGUCAUGUAUCUUGAGGUGACGACGUUCAUAAGCGCUUGUUGCUGUUCACUGAAGCGAAUGGCUUUGCACCGUCAUCAGUCCUGCACUGUGGCUGGUGCUCGGGCCCAACAGUGCUUUCCCUCUUGGAGAGCCGUGGCUGCACUCGCACUACAUUCCCAUGAAAACCCGACACGGA
Molecule: messenger RNA, 673 nt
Organism: Paraphaeosphaeria sporulosa
Lineage: Eukaryota; Fungi; Ascomycota; Dothideomycetes; Pleosporales; Didymosphaeriaceae
Exons: 1
Coding region: 80-517 (145 amino acids)
Source: RefSeq, a predicted model, not a curated record